Molecule: messenger RNA, 405 nt
Organism: Heterobilharzia americana
Lineage: Eukaryota; Metazoa; Platyhelminthes; Trematoda; Strigeidida; Schistosomatidae
Source: the annotation of a GenBank genome assembly
AUGGCUGUUGAACGCAUGGCAACAAACACACGAUGUAUAAAUUGCAGAUUUUGUCACAACGUUAGGCCGUUACCUACUACUACUACUACUACUACUACUACUACUACUACUACUACUACUACUACUACUACUACUACUACUACUACUACUACUACUACUACUACUACUACUACUACUACUACUACUACUACUACUACUACUACUACUACUACUACUACUACUACUACUACUACUACUACUACUACUACUACUACUACUACUACUACUACUACUACUACUACUACUACUACUACUACUACUACUACUACUACUACUACUACUACUACUACUACUACUACUACUACUACUACUACUACUACUACUUCUCACACUUUUCUACUACUGUUACUGCUAGUCAUGAUGUGA